Messenger RNA from Nothobranchius furzeri (turquoise killifish), 2717 nucleotides. RefSeq names its product maternal embryonic leucine zipper kinase (gene melk). Lineage: Eukaryota; Metazoa; Chordata; Actinopteri; Cyprinodontiformes; Nothobranchiidae. Gene Ontology annotation, biological process: protein phosphorylation; intracellular signal transduction. The record is from RefSeq and is a predicted model, not a curated record. Gene Ontology annotation, cellular component: cytoplasm. Gene Ontology annotation, molecular function: protein serine/threonine kinase activity; ATP binding.
AACCGGAAGCAGGAAAUGCCAUCAACGUCAGUGCGAAAUUCAAACUUGCUCUACCAAACAUCCCUGCUCCAGGGUUCUUUUGUACGCUCCAACAGCCUAUGGUCCGUGCUUUUUCCCUUCUUUUUCACUAACUCGGCAGUGAGGAUUUUCAUAAUGCCUGUGGAAAGAACGGAGCACCGUGGAGCCGCAGAGCUUCACAGAUAUUAUGAGGUUUAUGAGACUAUCGGUUCAGGUGGCUUUGCCAAAGUCAAGCUGGGUCGACACAUCUCCACGGGAGAAAAGGUUGCCAUUAAGAUCAUGAAUAAAAAAGAUCUAGGGGAUGACUUGCCUCGUGUGAAGGUGGAGAUCGAAGCCAUGAAGAACUUAAGUCAUCAACAUAUAUGCCGACUAUAUCAGGUCAUAGAGACUUCCACGCAGAUUUUCAUGGUGCUUGAGUACUGUCCUGGUGGGGAGCUGUUUGAUUAUAUCAUAGCAAAGGACCGACUGUCGGAGCAGGAAACCAGAGUGUUUUUCAGGCAGAUUGUGUCGGCCAUGGCUUACGUCCACAGCCAAGGAUAUGCUCACAGGGACCUAAAACCGGAAAACCUGUUAAUUGACGAGGACCAUAAUCUGAAGCUGAUAGACUUUGGCUUAUGUGCCAAACCUAAGGGAGGUUUAGGUUAUGAGCUGAAAACGUGCUGCGGCAGCCCCGCUUACGCUGCUCCUGAGCUCAUCCAGGGAAAAGCAUAUAUUGGUUCAGAGGCUGAUGUAUGGAGUAUGGGGGUACUGCUGUUCGCACUGCUCUGUGGAUACCUCCCCUUUGAUGACGACAACUGCAUGGUUCUCUACAGGAAGAUUACAAGAGGAAUAUAUGAGAACCCACGGUGGCUCACCCCUGGCAGCAUCCUCCUCCUCAACCAGAUGAUGCAGGUGGACCCCAAGCGACGUCUGACAGUCCGACAGCUGUUGGACCAUCCCUGGGUGAUGAAGGACUACAACAGCCCUGUAGAUUGGUACAGCCAGCAGCCGCUUGACCACAUGGAUGAAGACUGUAUCACAGAGAUGGCAGUCAACAUGAAACAGUCGAGAGAAGUCACCACAGCGCUUGUGAAAGAGUGGAGGUAUGACGAAACCACCGCCACCUACCUGCUGCUGCUGACAAAGAAGCGGAGGGGGAAACCUGUCCGUCUGCGUCCCGAGCCAGCCUUCUGUGAGGACUCUCCUUUGCAUCAGGGACUCCAGACAAGAGGAGCUCUUCAGUACUAUGAGGAUGACGAUGCCGUGAUUAUUGGAUCUUUGGACCUUUGCUCAGAUUACUUUGAAGACUGCCCGUGGGUCUCGGUUCAACAGCACACACCCCAGGGGGUCAGAGGUCUGCUAGAUGGAAACGCAACCAGAGAAAUGAGGGUGGUGUCACCAUCAGAAAGAAGCGUUGAUACCAGUCCGUUGGCAGAGAGGGGGAGGGUGAUGACGAAACGCCACCAUAAGAAGAGGCAGAAGGAGCCCGAACAAAUGGGCGAGAACAAGGAGAACGUCGCUGAAAAGAAGGUGGUGGAGAGGUUUGCCCUGCCUCCCCCCCGCACCCCCGUGUCCAGUAAAAAGAGCACACGCCCACACAGGAAUGUGUUGACCACGCCCAAUGAAAGCGUCGCCAAACCCGGCGUGGGAACCCCUAGAGCUGGUGACAGUUCACCAAAGGAGAAGAAUAGAAAAAGAGCAGCGGAGAACAAGGAUUCUGCAGGAACGGAGAUGCUGACGUUCAGUCCAGAGAGGAGGUGUCGGUCGCUAGAUAUGGCUGCUGCAGGAGACAGUGGAAAGAAGAAGAAAGGAGGGAAGGUGUUUGGCUCCCUGGAAAGAGGCCUUGAUAAAGUGAUCACCAUGCUCACCCCGAGUAAAAGACGAGCUCUGCGUGACGGCCCGCGAAGGAUUAAGGCUCAGUAUAAUGUGACUCUGACCAGUCAGACCGAUCCAGAUCAGGUCCUAAACCAGAUUCUCUCCAUCCUGCCUGAGAAAAAUGUUGCCGUUACACAAAAAGGGUAUACCUUGAAGUGUCAGACAUGGGGAGACUUUGGUAAGGUGACCAUGGCGUUUGAGCUGGAGGUGUGCUUGCUGCAGAGACCAGAGGUUGUCGGGGUUCGCCGCCAGAGGCUAAAGGGAGAUGCAUGGGUUUACAAACACCUGGUGGAGGACAUCCUUUCUACGUCCAGAAUCUGAGUCCGGCAGGCUCUCAGGAGGAUCCCUGCCUGUUAGUAAACAGAUGCUGCUUUCUAUCCGUAACCGGACUUCACAGAGCCACACUGGAGUUCAGACAGGAGAAGAUGUGCAUUUGGAGAAGUUCUUUAUUCCUCUGGAAUAGUUUAAUAUCUAGAAUAAGAUUUAUGAAGUUUACAUGAUUAUCCCAUUUUGUUUUAUGUAUUUUACUUCUUUUUGCUCUAAUGAUUAAGCUAUAAGUUCUCAUGAGCUAAUUAAACGUGUAUGAAAUGUAACACCACACCUUUCAGUCUCUAACUGUUUUCCUGUCUUGUUAUUCCACCCUAAAGGUGAAGCACUUGACUGAAUAACACAGAGAAAGACUUAUUUACUAUCGCUGUUUAUUUUAACGUGUCUGCAGCUGUUUCAUGUUGUUUUACUGUCAUUUGUCUGAUUUUAUCUGUAUCUUUUAUCUUCGCUGUAGCUUGGUGUCUGAAUUUUUUAUUGACAAAGUAAAAGGAGCAAAAAUAAAUGGUUUCUGUGUUUGA